AUGAACUCAAAUAGCAACAACGACAAAACAUCGGCAAUUGCAUCUUUUCGUAAAGAAUACGCAGAUAAUGCAAGUGUAUUGGAAAAGAUCAAUGAAUUUGAAACCACCUAUUUAGCUGAUCAAACAUUAUUUUGGUACAUACAAGAUUCGUUUUUUUAUCGUGUUUUAAAUAAAGCCUUUCGUGCUCAAAAUAUCGAUGCACUCUACGUCAUGCACACUUUUAUUCGAGAUAUUCGCCAUCAACUUGUUGAACAACAGCGUCGUGCAUCAAGCUCGAUUACUCAAGUUUAUCGAGGACAGUUGAUAUCAAAAUUAGAACUUGAACUCUUUAAAAUCGGCGAACUCAUAUCGAUGAACUCGUUUUUUUCUACAACACUUCAACGAGUACAUGCAAUGUUCUUGUUAACAGAAGAAAAUCUCGAAGAAGAAUUAACUUCCGUACUCUUCGAAAUCAAUAUCAAUGAAUAUUCACCUUCAAUGAAACCAUUUGCUAACAUUACAGAAAAGAGUGCAUUUCCGGAUGAAUCUGAAGUCUUAUUUAUGGCUGGUAGUAUUUUUCGUAUUAUCGACAUCGACUUAAAGAUUGGUGGUAUCAAUGUGAUAAAGUUACUUCUUUGUAGUGAUGAUGAUCAUAAUCUUAAAAAAUUAUUUGAAUAUAUGAGUGAAGAUGUACCACCUGAAUGUAGUUCAUUAAUAUAUGGUAUUGUUCUUGCCAAUGCUAGUAAAGUUGAACAAGCUGAAAAAUUCUUUCAAAAUGUUCUUAAGGAACUACCUGCCAAUGGUCCAUUGAUUGCAACUUGUUUAUCAUCAAUUAGGCAAUGUACUUGA
Messenger RNA from Rotaria sp. Silwood2, 828 nucleotides. The record is from the annotation of a GenBank genome assembly. Lineage: Eukaryota; Metazoa; Rotifera; Eurotatoria; Philodinida; Philodinidae.